Messenger RNA from Erythranthe guttata (spotted monkey flower), 1609 nucleotides. Its product is annotated as ubiquitin receptor RAD23c. Gene Ontology annotation, biological process: nucleotide-excision repair; proteasome-mediated ubiquitin-dependent protein catabolic process. Gene Ontology annotation, molecular function: ubiquitin binding; damaged DNA binding; polyubiquitin modification-dependent protein binding. Gene Ontology annotation, cellular component: cytosol; nucleoplasm. Lineage: Eukaryota; Viridiplantae; Streptophyta; Magnoliopsida; Lamiales; Phrymaceae. The record is from RefSeq and is a predicted model, not a curated record.
UCAUCAUAGCGCGUGUGAUGUGUGCCUUUAAAUAAAAUUUUCCAAAAUAAAAUAAAUAAAUAAAAAUAAAUUCUUUACUUGCACCGUCGGGUUUUCUGUACCCUGCUGUUUGUUUUUUUCUUCAACUUUCUCCGAUUGAUAUUUGCAGACGAUAAAAAUUACUCACCAAAAUCACGAAAUUUGAAUAGAUGAAGAUUUUCGUGAAGACGCUCAAGGGUACCCACUUCGAAAUCGAAGUGAAACCCGAUGACACGAUUGCGGACGUGAAAAAGACGGUCGAAAACACGCAAGGGGCAGAUGUUUAUCCUGCUACACAGCAGUUGCUUAUUCAUCAAGGAAAAGUUUUGAAAGAUGCCACUACUUUGGAAGAGAAUAAGGUUGCUGAAAAUAGUUUUGUCGUCGUUAUGCUCACAAAGAAGGCAUCCUCUGGUGAAGGCUCAACAACAUCACGUGCGCCUACUCCGAAGGCACCACAAACAAGCGAGCCACCUACUUCCACUCCAGUAUCCGUAACUCCAUCCACAAUUUCUCAACCACCUGCACCAGCUGCUGCGCCUGCGCCUACUUCUGCUCCUAUUCCUGCUGCUGAAGAUGCAUCGGAUGUGUAUGGGCAAGCGGCAUCUAAUCUUGUAGCUGGGAAUAUUCUCGAGGGAACAAUCCAGCAGAUUCUUGAUAUGGGUGGGGGGAUUUGGGACAGAGAUACAGUUGUACGAGCCCUUCGCGCUGCUUACAACAAUCCAGAGAGAGCAAUUGAUUAUUUAUACUCCGGGAUUCCCGAACCAGCAGAAGCUCCAGCUCCAGCUCCAGUUGCUAAUGUGCCAGCUCAGCCUCAACCAGCUCCUGUACCUUCAGUGGGACCCAAUGCAAAUCCACUGGAUCUUUUUCCUCAGGGCUUUCCAACUAUGGGCUCAAAUGCUGGUGGAGCGAAUGCCUUAGAUUUUCUACGUAAUAAUCCACAGUUCCAAGCGUUGAGAGCAAUGGUGCAGGCAAACCCACAGAUCUUGCAGCCCAUGCUUCAAGAACUAGGAAAGCAAAAUCCUCAAUUAGUGAGGCUGAUUCAAGAACACCAAGCUGAUUUUGUCCGCCUCAUCAACGAGCCUAUUGAAGGCGCAGAAGGAGAUUUGCUUGGGCAGCUUGGAGAAGGAGGGAUGCAACACGCUAUAGAAGUUACACCCGAGGAACGUGAAUCUAUAGAAAGGCUUGAGGCAAUGGGAUUUGAUCAAGCGCUUGUGUUGGAGGUGUUCUUCGCCUGCAACAAGAAUGAAGAACUUGCUGCAAACUAUCUCUUGGAUCAUAUGCAUGAGUUUGAAGAGUGAUGAUAUUAAAUUUUAAGUUGGGAUAUAUUUUCUUUCAAUACUGUCUGAAAAUUGUGUUUUUCUUUUUUACUUCAGUCGACUUUCUUUGCGGUCAUAUAGUGAGACGUUUAGCCCUCUCUCUCUCUCCAGGAAUUCAUAGGUUGAAAAAGAAAAGAAAAACGAAGUCUAUAAAUAAUAUUGUUAUGUUUAAAAUUGCGUGUAUAAUAUAUCCAUGUGAAGUUACUUUUCGGGAUCUUGUGUAAGAGUUUGCCUGUCACAUGCUUCUUGUGAUUGCUCGUCUUUAUUUCGAAUAA